Strongylus vulgaris is the source of this 384-nucleotide messenger RNA. The record is from the annotation of a GenBank genome assembly. Lineage: Eukaryota; Metazoa; Nematoda; Chromadorea; Rhabditida; Strongylidae.
AUGAACAAGACGAUAGCGGUCCUAGCCAUAACUGGAGCUGUAAUCCUCGCACAAAGGGCCGGCGAAAUACCAUUUCUUGAAGAUGUGAGCGAAUCGGCUCGAGAGGAAUAUUUUUCAAUUCUCGAAAAUAUGGAUUUGACCUUUGCCCAACAAAAGGAUCAGAUUUAUGUCUGGGGAGCAAAAUAUGGAGACCAAAUUGCUGAAUUUGAUGAUAAUAUGGCUAAGUUGGAGGAAGAAAUCAGAAAGAAUGUUACUGAACUAAUCGCUCAGCUUCCUGAAGCUGUAAAGAAAGGGUACGAAAUUGUGGAUAACGAAGAUCAAACUCCUAAACAGUUUUUGGAGGCUCUCAAAAAACUUACCCAAGAAAAUCCUGCCGUAAGUUGA